GCUACGGUCGGACACACUGUCAUAUUCAGCCUGUGUUAGGGGACUGUUUGAUUCAGCUCUGCUCUCUCUCCAUCAUGAAGCUGUAUGUGAUUGUUCCACUGUUUGCUCUGUUCACCUCCACCCAACAGGCAUCUUCACCAAAUAAUAAGUGUGCAUGUGAGUUGACUAAUUCAGAGAAAGCAUUUCCUCAUGGCAAACUCAGCACAGCGGAGGACAAUGCAUCAAAAUGCAACAGCAACAUCACUCCACAGAUGACUCUGGAGAUGGAGAGUCUGCUGCUGGGUUUGGAGCGACGUCUGCCCCAGCUGCAGGAAGAUGUGGCGAUGCUAGAGAGGGAGGAUGAUGGCGAGCUCUAUGGAGUCCUCAGCCUGCAAGUGAUCGAGAAUGAACUGAUGGAGAUCAAGCAGCUCAUUGCCAGGCUCAACAGGACUACCCUGGCACACCGGCAUCUAACUAAAGAUGCUGCUAAACAGCUGGAGGACCUGGAAGCGGAGAUGCAGGAGCUGGAGACGUACGACACCAUGGGGGUGGUGAAGACACAAAUACUCAACCAGCGUCUGAAGAGAGAGCUGGACCAAUGCACGAUGAGACACAUCACCACCCGACCCACUCAGCCUCCACAUGGUAACUGCCCCCAUGGUCAAUUUGUGAACAUUACGGGGCCAAGGGUGUACACAGCAGGAGAGUACCCUGGCUCCUACAAGUAUGGAGCUUGGGGUCGGGAUCCCAAACCAGAGGUGGGGAAGGAGAGAUGGUAUUGGCUGGUAAUGUUGACCUCUGGCAACAAAUUCUCCAACUACGUCCGUCUCUACUCCAGCCUGAGCUCUCUCGUAGUUGGGGUGAGCCAGCCAGGUAAUGUCCAGAUCCACUCCUCUAACCCAACCACCAACACCAUCCAAGGUCCAAAUGUUGUGAUGUAUGGAGGGGCAUUGUACUACAACUGUUACAACCAAGAUGCUGUUUGUCGAUUCAACCUCACCACCAAAACUGUUACCAGCUUACAACUACCCAAAGGCACCAGGUUUAACUCAAAGGGUAACUUUUGCCACCUUGAUGAAUGCUACCCGUUCACUGACUUGGACCUGGCGACAGAUGAAUCAGGUGUCUGGGUAAUCUAUACCACCACCCAGGACUUUGGCAACCUGGUGCUGUCCAAGGUGGAGGGGAGUGGACCGCUGAUGCUUGGCCAAACCUGGCACACCUCAGUAUACAAGCAGGGGGUGACCAACACCUUCAUGGCGUGCGGCAUGCUCUUUGCAACACGGUACAUUGACAAAGAUACGGAGGAGAUUUUCUAUUCAUUUGACACCACAACAGGGUUAGAGAGGUUUGAUGUUGGUGUCUUCAUCAACAAGAUGUCUUCAAACAUAUAUGCCCUGAACUACAGCCCUGUGGACCAGAUGCUACAUGCCUACUGUGACUCCCUCAUGGUCUCCUAUAAGGUUUUGUUCAGAUGAACGGUUAAUGCUGGUGUCGUUUCCAUAAAACCCUGUAUCCACAUAAUGGCUGCAGUAAUAGUGAUCAGCAUGAAAUAAUAAGGGUGAUUCCUUAAUAAAGGCCAACAAAUAGCAGUGAGGGGGUGUGAUAUUACCUGUACUAUAUAUGGUAUGCAUGGUACAUCUACAUGGUAAAUUUGGCAUCAUGUACAUUUGCAUUGCAAGAUGUUCAUAGUUGAUAAAUGUAUGUACCUUGAGUGUGGAAACAUUUGAAUUGCAUUGAUCUAGCUGCAUCAGGUGAAGAAGAAAUAUUUACAAUAUUACGUUAAAACAUAAUUAAAAGCAAACACUUUGAAAUAAUGUGUGUAGCAGUGGAUGUGGUUCAUGUCUCAAUACAAUCUGUUGACCAAGGAUGGUAUAUGUCUUUAAAAACCUCUUAGAAACCCGACAUCCCAUCCAGUUUUAUUUGAUGAUUGUGAUGUGUAAACAACUGCUGUAUUUUCUGUGUUUAAGUUGCUGGAAAAGUCAUUGGAAAGCUAUGCUCCUUACAAUGGAUGCAGACCAUUUCAAGAUACAUCCACUACAGCAGCUUAAAUUAACGCUUCUGUCAGGCAUAAAACAAAUAAACAGUUAUAACUCG
Molecule: messenger RNA, 2076 nt
Organism: Epinephelus lanceolatus (giant grouper)
Lineage: Eukaryota; Metazoa; Chordata; Actinopteri; Perciformes; Serranidae
Product: olfactomedin-4
Biological process (GO): signal transduction
Source: RefSeq, a predicted model, not a curated record